GAGGGACUGAUGAGGGAAAUCAAAAUCACUCAUUCCUGUAGGAGUUGAUUUACUCCACACGAUGGCAGUAGUGCAACAUUAACUUGCAAACUGUCAUUAAUUCCGAAGAAGAAGAAGACGAGGAAGACGAAGAAGAAAAAGAGGCGAGGCAUCCAAACGUCAGUUGCUGCGAUACUUGUUGUGCUGUGGAAGCUGGCAACCGUGUCGACUAACGUUAAUCUGCUUCAGACGUAACAUCACUAGGAAUUACACGUAUUUUUGUUUGUCCAGUAUUCGACCAUCCAACCAUCAUCAUGGACGGCGGAGUGGUCGUUGUUACCAAUCCUACUGUGAAUGUGCGCCUAACCAGCUCCAUCUCCUCCUUUGAGGUGCAGCGCAGGUUCGAUAGAGCGAUUACCAUAGCAGUACUGAAGGGGAAAUUGGAGAUGAUUCUGGGCGCAUCUCCCUCCUGCAUUGACCUGGAGUUGUUCAGUGUCUCUGAUAAGUUCAUGCAGAAAAUGGACGACAAUGAAGCUUUGCUGGGUUCCUAUCCUGUGGAUGAUGACUGCAGAAUACAUGUUACUGAUAGAAGUGGUCAGAUGAGCGAGUUCACGGAUGUUUCCAAAGUGGAGAAGUUUCAACUUCCUGAUGAAGACUAUGAUAAGAGAACAGAGUCAGCCAGGUCCUUCAAGAAGAAACAACGUCUGGGUCAAUUCAAUGAGGAAGAAGUGGCCAAGAAGAAAGCUGAGAUUGCCGCUCGGGAGGAGAAACAUAAGGCUGCUGCUAAUGCCAUUUCUGUUGGCAGCAGAUGUAAAGUGCAGGUCACUGGGCAACCCCCAAAGCUUGCCACAGUCAUGUAUGUUGGUACAACACAUUUCAAGCCAGGCCACUGGGUGGGCGUGAAGUACGAUGAGCCCCUGGGAAAGCAUAAUGGAAUUGUUGACGGGAAGCAAUACUUUGAAUGUGAGAACAAAUACGGUGGAUUUGUGAAGCCCCUGAGUGUGACUGUUGGAGACUUUCCUGAGGAGGAUUACGGUUUAGACGAGAUGUAGGACUGGAAAGGGACAAAGUGGGGUACAGUUUUUCUGCCCAGAAAUUUGAGAGUCAUCCGUAUCCAUUCAUUAACCAGAGAUGAAGGAAAGUCAUUGUCACUGUAAUAAAUGGAAUUUCUGUUUUUGUGCUUCUCUGGAGGGCAUGAUCCAAAGAGCUGUGUCUAAAGGUCUUUUAGGUUCAAGUUCUCUCUCACUAAUGUUGGCCCAACCUGGUAGAGGUGGAUGUCAGGUAGGAAAUCUCUCGCUGUGCUGGAUAAGAUGAUAAUAGUACAGAAUAGUCACACCAAUACGGUUAGAUAAAGGAGGGGUUUGGUUGCAUGUAAGGCAGCAUAAUAGAAGUUAGUAUGUUGUCCUUCACGCCAUGCCCUUCUGUUCAAUUUAAUUUGCGUGCUUUAGUAGUACUUGUUUCUGCCAAGCCUUCUCAACAUGGGAGUCUAAAUCUAUAAAUUGAAAAGUCUGCAAUGACAGUUUCAGAUAACGUUUCUCAUUUAGUUUGUAUCAGUUUGUACCAAGAUGAUUGUAUGUAACUCUUUUAGUUAACUGUAGUCUGAGCAUGUUUUGGAGACUGUACAUUGCUGAGAUAGUGGUCAACAAAAAGACCCCUCCAAAAAUACUUUGACACUAAAUUAAAAAGCAGGAGUGUACCUUGUAUUCCAGACUAACAUGACAUACAUAUCUUCAUUUACGGUAAGCUGGAGAAAUGCUUUCCAAUCAUUGAUUAAAAUCAGUGCUUGAUAGUCAAACACAUUCCACCAUAUUUCACUCAGGAGUGACAGUUAAGAAAUUCACAGUUGAUGAGGAAAGAACAGCAGUAGCCUCAACAGUCCAUAGUGCAACAAAGCUGUUUAGAGCAACAUAGGUGUACACUGAUAUGAGUGUAAAAGAAUGCAAGGGUACAUAUUUCCUCUCUAAACAACUUUAAAUUCCUUAAAUUUCAGGUUUGUUUGUAAGUAAAACCCCAUUUUUAGGUUUUACAAGUGGUUAUGUUGAAUUCCCUUUCAUUUUUCUGUGACUGAAUUCCUCUUAAAUUGUGUGCACUUGGAUAACUUUCAAUUUUAAUUUGAACCUAAAGUUAAAGAUCAGUUCUAUAUAAGCAUGACACAUUAGAUUUCAUGGAGUUUAAGUACAAUCUCUUAGCACUUUUAUGACUUCACCAAUUUAUAUUUGUUUAUUCUAUAAACAGUUUUCUGUUCAGUUGGGUGGCUUAAGUAAUAAUCAUUUAUGGGAGAUGUUAAAUUCUGAAACAUACUUGUUUAUGUUUCCCAUCUGUAGUACAAUCUGCUUACGAUAUUUGAUUAGAUACCAGGUUGGCCAUUGUAAUAUUUGAAAACGCAAGGAACAGCAAAAGAUAAAAUGUUCACUCUCCAGUUAACUGCCUCUCUCUAUUAAAAUCACCACAACACAUGAAUAAUCCGCCUUAUUUGUGCUUUGGUUUAUAUUACUGGUCCAGUACUGGUAACAAUUUUUUUCAUCAACUGAUGUUUACAGAAGAAAUGUAAAUUCAUUAUUUUUUGUGGUUUCUUUUCAUUACCACACAUACAAAAAUGUAAUGUUCUCUUUUCUUUUUUUUUUUUUUUUUUAAACUCUGUUCAUCUGAGGUGCUGGUGUUACUAUGUGGCGAAGGAUAAAGCAUAAUAAUAAUUAAAAUGAUUUGCCAGUACA
Messenger RNA from Etheostoma spectabile (orangethroat darter), 2693 nucleotides. It is a transcript of the gene tbcb, whose product is annotated as tubulin folding cofactor B. Gene Ontology annotation, molecular function: alpha-tubulin binding; microtubule plus-end binding. Gene Ontology annotation, biological process: tubulin complex assembly; post-chaperonin tubulin folding pathway; cytoplasmic microtubule organization. The coding region runs from base 294 to 1031 and encodes 245 amino acids. The transcript is spliced from 7 exons. The record is from RefSeq and is a predicted model, not a curated record. Gene Ontology annotation, cellular component: microtubule plus-end; cell cortex; nucleus. NCBI's taxonomy places the organism in Eukaryota, Metazoa, Chordata, Actinopteri, Perciformes, Percidae.